UGAUGAUGAUGAUGAUGAUGAUGACGGUGGCGGUGCUGGUCAGGGUGGUGGUUGGUGGUGGUGACGGUGGUGACGUGGAGAUGGUCAUGGUGGAGAUGGCGGUGAUGGUGGCAACGGUGGUGAUGUGGAGGGGUAGUGGUGGUGAUGGUGAUGGGGGUGGUUUGUCUAGAGAGCGCAGGACACAUAUGAAUCAUAAUGAAAGCGCGUGUAAAAGCACGCGCAGACAUGAGAGCACACAUAUGGGAGCACUUACAAUAGCAUCGGCGCUUCAAGGUUCACAAAGUUGCGCCCCUGCCCCGACACCUGCACUUCAAGGUCCAGAAAAGCGCUGCGCCUGCCAUGAAAUCUUCGCCUCAAGGUUCACAAAGCGCACAAAGUGCCACAAAAUCUUCACUUCAAGGUUCACAAAGUGCUGCUCCUGCCACGAAAUCUGCGCUUCAAGGUCCUUACGCCUGGUAUGUGAAUGGGCAUGCCCAAACCUUUGCAGAUGCUGUGGAGGAUAAAUGUGCGACGCCCGCUUGGCCUGUCUUUGUCGAAAACCAACGUGACAAGCGCCUACAUAGCUCCGAUUCAAUCUGUUUGAGUAUUUCGUUGCUCGAGGCAAAGAGCGGCAAAGUGCAAGAAGAAGAAGAAGAAGAAAGCGCACGCCAUUGGAUGUUGACACCUCAUAGAGGAAUCGGUGUCACGGCUUCAGUUUUACGGUUCAAUCAGGGGCCAGACACUUACUGUGUUCGCGAGCCCUUCUGUUAUAUAAGAUCAAACUCAACUGGACACAUCCCACAACUUUGGGGGAACCAAGAGGGUGUUUCGACAUGUUUCUGCGGAGGAGAAAAGCGAAAACAAGAACCAAACAUGCUUAACAUAACAUGUUGCCAAGCCCUUUAUUUGUGUGUUUUACGAUGUUCCUUCCAUUUGUUUCGUGGGGAAUCUCUUGACUUCUAUGUUUCGAGAUUCGAGCAGCCAACCCGUCCUCACUUUAGGAGCCGAUAUCUCUACCAGCCAAUACUCUCGACUGGAGGAAAGCAGGAUGAUGGAGGCGGUUCGGACGAUGAGGGUGGGAAAGUGCGGAAGUACAAGCGCUAUUUGCUGUCAGACAGCAAGAGCUUCGACGCGCUCUUCUUUCCCGAGAAGCCACAAUUGUUGAAGCUGGUGGAUGAUUUCAUGCAGACUCGGGGGAAGUUUGCGAGCCUGUUGCUGCAUGAGGAACUGAGCACUGACUGUGGAUCAAAACGAGCAACCCCCACAAUUACCCUUGCAAGGUUGGCCUUGUAGUCCACGUUCAUUUUCUGGGUUCAACCCAAGGUCCCAGGAUUUGGGUAUGUUUUGACCCACAGCCACAGGAACUGUUCCUAAAGAUUUCCUCUUGAGGUUGAGACUGUGCGGGCACGUGGUAUUUUCAUUUUUCCGGGUCGUUGCUUGGGAGGUCUCCCUACUUAAAAACACAUCCACAUAUAUUUUAUAUAGAUAUAUACCACUUGCUUGAGUGUUUGAACUCCAACGCCCACAUCGCAUCGCCAUGUUUUCCACUGAUGCCCAGGAAUUCUACCGUGACCUUUGUUCGACGAACUCAACGAAACGUGCUCGAAGUCGACCAAACCCCUACGAUCUGAAGUCGCGAAGACGUGCUCGAAGUCGCAGCAUCGAUCCUGAGGAUUCCGGGUUUCCCCAACAAGCUGGGCAUCCUACUAGACGGUCCUCCAGGCACUGGCAAGACUAGCUUGAUCAAGGCGCCUGCUUGGGCACCGGUCUGAGGGAAAGAGUGGCUGCGGCGGUGGCCUGGGCGGUUUUGGGCACCAUACAAGACCAGUGAUUUCACAGGAUUCCCACCAGAUCCCAUCGGUUGGGUUCCUUUCGUUGUUUCAUGUAGUUUCAAAAGGACAACGGUGCGAGGCAGCUCGCAAUUUUUCCGGGGGCCGCGGCGUCCGAGGCUUGGCCGUGAGCUUGUUGGGCUGGAAGGCGAAGGAAAUCCCGAUUGAACAGGGUUUGUACCCGUGGAUGUCAUUGAAGUUUGGAAGUAAACAGACCCACCAACAGACAGCUGCUAGAAAGGAAGGCAAUGAUUUUGCGGCACAAAAAGAGGUUUCUGAUGGUUUCUGCAUAUACUGGCAAAGAAGCAGAGAGAGGGAGAGAGAGUAUGGAUUUCAUGGGUCUUUGUGUCUUGCCUUGAGGACUCCCUAAGUAUGUUCCGGGGCACACUCCAAGUCAGAGCAUGAUCCCUGGAAACCCAAGGAAUGUCCUGAGGCAGGUGGUUGAAUACCACCUGCGUCUCUCUGACGCAAGUCGCGUCUGCUCUCUGCUCGCCUUAAUCACCUCACUCAGGACGCAGGGGCGGAGGAUGGGGCAAUGGGGCGGAGGAUGUUGCAGCAUUCAUGCUAUCUAAAUAUUAAAGGGAAUAUAUAUAUAUAUUGUUUAUUCC
Molecule: messenger RNA, 2416 nt
Organism: Durusdinium trenchii
Lineage: Eukaryota; Dinophyceae; Suessiales; Symbiodiniaceae
Source: the annotation of a GenBank genome assembly